Elaeis guineensis (African oil palm) is the source of this 1948-nucleotide messenger RNA. RefSeq names its product probable purple acid phosphatase 20. The record is from RefSeq and is a predicted model, not a curated record. Lineage: Eukaryota; Viridiplantae; Streptophyta; Magnoliopsida; Arecales; Arecaceae. Gene Ontology annotation, molecular function: acid phosphatase activity; metal ion binding.
UGGUGCACAUACACCACAAGAUUUUUGUCCAUAUGCCAUAAUGUCCAAAUGGGAAGAAUUAAACGGCACAAAAUGGUUUCCUUGACAACACAAUAAAUGCUUUCAGACUCCAGCACAUCACUGGGGAUGCGGUGGAGAGAUGCGCUCCGGAUCCCUUCGUUCUUCAUUCUUAUUUAAGGGACACCUCCCGUUCCAUUCCAAAUAGCAGAGAAGAAGGAACGCGUGGCCAUGAGGUUAUCCUCUCACCGUCAGAUGGUGCUGGUUCUAAUCCUUGCCUUCUGCUCCAUUUGGGGUUCUUUCGCCUAUGAGCGUCCGAAGCCCAGAGAAACCCUCUCCGUCCCCCUCGCCGACGACGCCGAUGGACUCACGCCCCAACAGGUACAUGUGUCGAUUGUGGGGUCGGACAAGAUAAGAGUGACAUGGAUCACUGACGACGAUGCUCCAUCCACGGUGGAAUAUGGCACAUCGUCGGGGCAGUAUCCCUACUCUGCCACUGGCUCCUCUUCCACCUACUCCUACCUCCUCUACCGCUCCGGCCACAUCCAUGACGUCGUUAUUGGCCCCCUAAAUCCCAACACCGUCUACUACUACCGCUGCAGCUCCAAUCCCUCUCGCGAGUUCUCCUUGAAGACCCCCCCUCCUAAUCUUCCCUUCAAAUUUGCCGUCAUCGGUGAUUUCGGUCAGACCGGGUGGACUGAAUCAACUCUCCAGCACCUGGGUGCAUGGAGUCAUGACAUGCUCCUCCUCCCCGGUGAUCUCUCCUAUGCCGACUACGUCCAAAAUUUGUGGGACUCAUUUGGCCGCCUGGUGGAGCCACUAGCCAGCUCUCGUCCUUGGAUGGUGACCCAAGGCAACCAUGAAAUCGAGAAUCUCCCCCUCGUGACAUCCUUCAAGGCCUACAACGCUCGGUGGCGCAUGCCCUACGAUGUCAGCUCCUCCGAUUCCAACCUCUACUACUCCUUCGACGUCGCCGGCGGUGCCAUCCAUGUCCUCAUGCUCGGCUCCUAUGCCGACUUUGGACCCGGCUCAUCCCAGUACAAGUGGCUCCAAUCUGACCUGGCUAAAAUAGACCGGGCUCGGACUCCAUGGGUGGUGGCAUUGAUCCAUGCCCCAUGGUAUAACACGAACGAGGCUCACCAGGGGGAGGGGGAGGAGAUGAGGAAGGCCAUGGAGGGAUCUCUGUAUGGGGCCCGAGUUGACGUGGUGUUUGCUGGGCACGUGCAUGCCUACGAGCGAUUCACACGUGUGUAUGAUAACAAGAAGGAUGAUUGCGCGCCGGUGCAUAUAACUAUCGGGGAUGGCGGCAACAAGGAGGGGUUGGCCAAGGAUUACGUGGAUCCUCAGCCCGAUAUAUCGUUGUUUAGAGAGGCAAGCUUCGGGCAUGGGCGGUUUGAGGUGAUGAACGGGACCCAUGCUCUGUGGACAUGGCACCGCAACGAUGAUGACGAGGCGGUCGUGAGCGACCAGGUGUGGUUGACUACUCUCGCUUCCAACCCAGCUUGCAACCAGAAGAAAUGAAAGAUGGAUAGAUACAAUAUGAUGGCGAGCUGUCUUACAUUAUUUUUAUCAUGCAUUCACAUAAAUAUUUAUCUAUUUUAGCCUAAUAUUUCUCAAGUUGAUCCUGCUUGAGUUCAGGAGAAUGUAAUGCCAAUUGUGUGUUUGUGGUUUUUGGGGUCCUUCAUUCUCUUCCCCCAUCUUUUUCCAGCUAUCCUAUCUGUUGGUCCCUUUUAGGCGGCUACAAUGUGGCAUUGUGCACCUUGCAGGCUAAAGCAUGCAGAAAGGCCUGGUGGGCACAAGGCAAAGAGGCCGGAUAAGUGAGACCAAGUCUAUAUGAUUGCAAGGCCUGCACUUGGGCCCAGUAUGGUGAUAGUAUCUAUUCUAUGUAUCUAUUCAUGUAUGACAUGUAUCUAUUCAUGUCCAUUAUAGUGAUAGUCCAUGCGGUUAUGUA